CUCCUAAUCUUCAAGCAUUUUUUUCUUCUGAUUUUUCACAUGCAAAAGAGCUUCCCGUACGAUCAUUAGAUUCUUCGUAAUCCGACGGCUUAUAUUUACUUGCAUCUUGCGGACCUUCCCGCAUUUUAUACUCUUGAGCUCGCCUUUAAGUAGUGUCUUUUUCGCUCUCUUUCGUUUAGUGUCCACUGUCUGUCUCUGUUUUCUUUGUGAUGGAGGACUCUUUUUCUUCUAUUUCUCGAUGGCUUCCGCUAAUCUUAAUUUUCAUGAGUCUAUUGACCGUACGGGCUCAGCUCCCCGGCACGUGGGAACUCCUCGUCCCAAACGCUGGCAUAGCCUCCAUGCACACGGCGGUUACUCGUUUCAACACAGUCGUUCUUUUGGACCGGACCAAUAUCGGGCCAUCUCGCAAAUUGCUACCCAAAAGCCGCUGCCGUUACGACCCUAACGACGCCGUCCUCAAAAAGGACUGUUUCGCUCAUUCCGUUGUUUUCGACCCGCAAACCAACCAAAUCCGACCGCUGAUGAUCCUCACCGACACUUGGUGUUCAUCAGGACAGUUCCUCCCUGACGGGACACUUUUACAAGCUGGAGGAGACUUGGACGGGUUUAGAAAGAUUCGGAAAUUCGAACCUUGUGAAUCCGACGGGUUUUGCGAUUGGGUGGAGCUGGGAGACGUGGAAUUAGUUAAUGGCCGAUGGUAUGCAACGAACCAAAUAUUACCGGACGGAACUGUAAUUAUCGUCGGAGGGAGAGGAACGAACACCGUUGAGUAUUUUCCGCCGAGUAAAAACAAAAACGGCGCCAUCGAACUGAAAUUCCUUGCUGACGUUGAAGAUAAUCAAAUGGACAAUUUAUACCCUUACGUCCACCUUCUUCCCAACGGUCACCUUUUCAUCUUCGCCAAUAACAAGGCAGUGAUGUACGACCACAAUGGCAAUAAUGUAAUUCGGGAAUACCCAGCAUUAUCGGGGGGCCCACGGAAUUAUCCCUCAGCGGGAUCGUCGGUGAUGUUAGCACUUGAAGGUGAUUUUUCAACGGCUGUGAUUGUUAUCUGCGGUGGAGCCCAAUACGGAGCUUUCAUCGAGAGGAGUACUGAUACCCCAGCGCAUGGAAGCUGUGGGCGCAUUGUAGCAACUGAUCCAAAGCCGGGUUGGGAAAUGGAGGAUAUGCCAUUCGGGCGGAUCAUGGGAGAUAUGGUGUUGCUUCCCACAGGUGAUUCGUUGAUCAUCAAUGGAGCUCAGGCCGGGACCCAAGGUUUCGAGAUGGCUUCCAACCCGUGUUUAUACCCAGUUCUUUACCGACCCGAUCAACCAGUUGGUUUACGGUUUAUGACUUUAAACCCGGGAACGGUUCCCAGAAUGUACCAUUCGACCGCCAACUUGUUACCUGAUGGUCGGGUUUUAAUAGCGGGUAGUAACCCGCAUUAUUUUUAUAAAUUCUCUGCUGAAUUUCCAACGGAAUUGAGGCUCGAAGCAUUUUCCCCAGAGUAUUUAUCUCCGGAUCGGGCCAAUAUUCGACCCGUAAUCGAGGGGAUUCCCGAAACGGUACGCUACGGUGAGGCGUUCGAUGUUUUCGUAUCGGUUUCGUUGCCGGUUGUGGGAAUUGUGGAAGUUAAUUUUGGGAGCGCGCCUUUUGCCACGCAUUCUUUUUCACAGGGCCAGAGGUUGGUCAAACUCACCGUUACGCCAUCGGUUCCAGAAAACGGUCGGUACAGAAUUAAAUGUACGGCGCCGCCAAAUGGAGCGGUUGCUCCGCCGGGUUAUUAUAUGGCAUUUACUGUUAACCAGGGCGUGCCAAGUGUCGCACGCUGGGUUCACUUGGUUCCUUAAAUUGUUUAAACACUUUUUUUUUUAAUUUAUUGUUGACAAAUAUUGCGAAAGAUUUGCAAUUGUAUUAAUUUUUCCAUGUCUUAAAAUUUUGUUUUAAUAUUUAAAUAUAUCCAAGAACAUAAG
This is a messenger RNA of Durio zibethinus, 1952 nucleotides long. The record is from RefSeq and is a predicted model, not a curated record. NCBI's taxonomy places the organism in Eukaryota, Viridiplantae, Streptophyta, Magnoliopsida, Malvales, Malvaceae.